Phycomyces blakesleeanus NRRL 1555(-) is the source of this 351-nucleotide messenger RNA. RefSeq lists its product as hypothetical. Lineage: Eukaryota; Fungi; Mucoromycota; Mucoromycetes; Mucorales; Phycomycetaceae. The record is from RefSeq and is a predicted model, not a curated record. The transcript is spliced from 3 exons. The coding region runs from base 1 to 351 and encodes 116 amino acids.
AUGGACAAAAUGCUACACGAAAUUGCCGACAUUCGCGCCAAGGCUGAAAGCGCCAAUGCUAGGGCUAAUAAACUUGAAAUUGAAAUCAAGAGUCUUGAGAGCUAUUCUAAUUUUAGAGAUCAAAACAUUAUUACUCUGAAAGAUCAAAUUGCAAAACUCGAUAUAAAGUACGAAGACCUCUACAAUGUUUUGACUUCUAAAGCUGAAUGGCAUAAUGAACAUAAAGACGACGUAGAAGAGUCUGUGCACAUGAUUAAUGGUUUGGAAUCCGCCAUCCAGAGCAUGAACGAAAAGUACAUCGCUUGCAAGGCAAAAUUAGAUGAACUGACUCAUCAAUCUGUAAAGUUGUAA